Messenger RNA from Penicillium antarcticum, 288 nucleotides. RefSeq lists its product as uncharacterized. The coding region runs from base 1 to 288 and encodes 95 amino acids. The transcript has a single exon. The record is from RefSeq and is a predicted model, not a curated record. Lineage: Eukaryota; Fungi; Ascomycota; Eurotiomycetes; Eurotiales; Aspergillaceae.
AUGUCGGUUUGGAUUGAUGAUGCUGGAGAGAUCUGGGAUGCGAACUUCAUAAGCAGUACUGUUGAGAGCACAAAAAUUUCUCGAGCGACUUCUAUUGUCCGACUUCAAAUUAUAUUCAAUUCAGAGUCGGACGAGUAUUGCACUUUCGAACUCACGCGCGAAAUCCCCAGUGAUCAAGGUCAGCCUACAACCAGCACGACCAAACAGAUCGGUCGGCUUUGGUACACGUUGGACACCGCCAAAUUCAGUUUCGAGGAAAGAUUUCGCAUCUACACUGUUCUGCAUUAG